Molecule: messenger RNA, 453 nt
Organism: Vicia faba (fava bean)
Lineage: Eukaryota; Viridiplantae; Streptophyta; Magnoliopsida; Fabales; Fabaceae
Source: the annotation of a GenBank genome assembly
AUGGAUCAAGGAGAACUUGCACGAAUUUUUCAAAUGUUCGAUAAAAACGGAGACGGUCGCAUUACAAAAAAAGAACUUAGCGACUCGUUACAAAACCUUGGAAUUUGCAUCUCGGAAAAAGAUUUGAUCACAAUGAUUGAAAAAAUCGACGUAAACGGAGAUGGAUUUGUCGACAUUGACGAAUUCGGCGAGUUAUACCAAACGAUAAUGGACGAUAAAGACGAGGAGGAGGAUAUCAAAGAAGCGUUCAAUGUGUUUGAUCAAAACGGAGACGGUUUCAUAACGGGCGAAGAAUUAAGCGCGGUGUUAUCUUCUUUAGGGUUAAAAAAUGGAAAAAGUUUAGAAGAUUGCAAAAACAUGAUCAAGAAAGUUGAUGUGGAUGGUGAUGGAAUGGUGAAUUUUAAAGAAUUUAAACAAAUGAUGAAAGCUGGUGCUUUUGCCGCUGAUUCAUAG